UGCAACUUCGUGGACCACUUUGCUUCAUAAUAAUCGAGAGAUGGCGUCCGGCACUCCGUGAAUAAGCAAAAAUUAUCAUAAAGAAUUGAUGAAGAGGUCACUCUACUGGAAUGUAUCAUUAUGCUACGACCCCUCAAUUGAACAUCCUCCAGCUUCAGCCUCUGUGUAUCCAACGCAAGGAGACUGGGAGAGAAGGGCGAUGGCUGCCGGUAGAGGAUACGGGGAGACUGUGGAUCAGUACCGUGCGGAGGUGGAGCGGCUCACCCAGGAACUUGCGGAAGCGAACAGAGAGAAGAUUAGGGCGGCAGAAUGCGGUCUUGUUGUGUUGGAAGAGAACCAGACUCUGAAGCACCAGUAUGCCGAUCUGGAAUCGGAACAGGAGACGCUGAAGCAAGAGUUGGAACAAUUACAAGAGGCGUUUGGCCAGGCCUACUCCAAUCAGCGUAAGGUGGCGGAGGAUGGCGAGAGCAAUGAGGAGUCGCUGCUGCAGGAGUCGGCGUCUAAGGAAGCCUUCUACAUGGGCCGGCUGUUGGAGCUGCAGACGGAUCUGAAGCUGAGCCGCUCGGUGGCGUCCAACGCAUCCAACGAGAGCGAAAGGCUCAACGCCGUGCUUCAGGAGCACAAAGAGAGUAAUGAGAUGCUGGAGCUGCAGCGGAGCAGGAUGAGAGAGGAGAUCAGGGAGUAUAAGUUCAGAGAGGCACGACUCCUACAGGACUACACUGAGCUGGAGGAGGAGAACAUCACCCUGCAGAAACUAGUGUCCACCCUCAAACAGAACCAGGUGGAGUACGAGGGUCUGAAGCAUGAGAUCAAGGUUCUGGAGGAGGAGACGGUGCUGCUGAACAGCCAGCUGGAGGACGCUCUGCGUCUGAAGGACAUCUCUCAGUCCCAGCUGGAGGAGGCCCUGGACGCCCUGAAGAUUGAGAGGGAACAGAAGAACAGCCUGAGGAAGGAACUGGCCCACCACAUCACCCUCAGUGACAGUGUGUACGGGGCCGGAGCCCACCUGGCUCUCACCGCCACUGUCGACGGGCUCAAAUUUGCCACCGAAGAGGUUGGGAGUAAUGGUACAGCCAUGCCCAAUGGCGCCAACGGGAAUGAGGAUAGCAACGGCCACUGUAAUGGACACCUGGGAUUGGCUAAGAUGAACGCCGACUACCGGCUGCCCAGGAAGGGGGAGGGGCUGCAUGGUCCUGUGUCUGACCUCUUCAGCGAGCUCAACCUGUCUGAGAUGCAGAAAGUCAAAAAGCAGCUGCUUCAGGUGGAGCGUGAGAAAUCAAGCCUCCUGAUGAACCUGCAGGAGUCCCAGACCCAGCUGCAGCACAUGCAGAGCGCCCUGACGGAGCAGCACGAGCACGUCCAGCACCUCACCGAGCGUGUCAACACCAUGAAGCGCCUCCACAGUGACAAGGAGAUGGCUGAUGCCCAGGAGUCUGAGAAGCCUAACGGGUUGCCCUCGCCCGGUCACCGCGACUACGAGGUGGACAUCCACGGUAUGGACAUCCUGGAGUGUAAGUACAAGGUGGCAGUAACCGAGGUGAUCGACCUGAAGGCGGAGCUAAAAGCUCUGAAGGAGAACUAUAACCAGUGUGUGGAGGGCCAGGGGGAGGAGCGGAGCAGCAGCGAUGGGAAGGUCCAGGCUCUGGACGAGCAGGUCAACCGGCUGGAGCAGAGCUGCCGCGAGGCCGACGAUAGGGUGGCGUGUUUGGAGGCAGAACUACAGACGGCGACGGGUGUGGCCAUAGAGAGCCACAGCAUGCUGAACACGGCGCAGGAUGAGCUGGGGACAUUCAGCGAGGAGCUGGCCCAGCUCUACCACCACGUGUGUCUCUGCAACAAUGAGACGCCCAACCGCGUCAUGCUGGACUACUACCGCCAGAGCCGUAACACCCGCAGUGGCAGCCUCAAGGGCUCUGAGGACCCCCGGGCACUCCUCUCCCCUCGCCUGGCUAGACGCCUCGCCGCUGUCAACGCCGGAUUCUCCGAGGCCCCCCAGAGCCCCAUGGACUCGCCCUCCAAAGAACCGCCCAGUGGGGACAAUGGGACAACAGGGAGGGAGUCCCCUGCACCAGGCAGCCAGGGGAGCCCCACCCGCAUCCCCAUGGGCUCCCCGGUCAUCAACGGCACUAAUGGCUCUCCCUCCUCCUCCCCCGUGCCUCCCGAGGCAACUGGAGACCUGCGUAAGGAGCCCAUGAACAUCUACAACCUGAACGCCAUCAUCAGGGACCAGAUCAAACACCUGCAGAGGGCCGUGGACCGCUCCCUCCAGCUGUCUCGACAGAGGGCAGCAGCCCGGGAGCUAGCCCCCUUGUUCGACAAGGACAAGGAGGCCUGCAUGGAGGAGAUCCUCAAGCUCAAGUCCCUCCUCAGCACCAAGAGGGAGCAGAUCGCCACACUCAGACUGGUGCUCAAAGCCAACAAACAGACUGCAGAGGUGGCACUUGCUAAUCUAAAGAGCAAGUAUGAGAAUGAGAAGUGCAUGGUGACAGAGACCAUGAUGAAGCUGAGGAACGAGCUGAAGGCUCUGAAGGAGGACGCCGCCACCUUCUCCUCUCUCAGGGCCAUGUUUGCCACCAGGUGUGAUGAGUACGUGACUCAGCUGGAUGAGAUGCAGAGACAGCUGGCAGCGGCGGAGGAUGAGAAGAAGACUCUGAACUCCCUGCUCCGCAUGGCCAUCCAGCAGAAGCUGGCCUUGACCCAACGCCUGGAGGACCUAGAGUUUGACCACGAGCAGACCAGGGACCGUGGCCGCGGCACCAAGGUGCCCAAGAUCAAGAGCAGCCAGCCCAAAUCCAUGUCCGAGUCUGAACAUUGUGAUAGCCCUCCAGGAGGACCAGACACCACCCCUCUCCAGCAGCAGCAGAGACCCCCUGGACGCCCUCAACAGCCUGGUCCAGCAGCCUCACCCCCCAGGCCCCUAGGCAUCUAGCCAGCCGCGCCCCCACCCAUGGGCCCGGGCCUCCUGGAGACACACAGCACCAGGGACUCCUGUCUCUCGUCUCCCUCAACCUGGCAUCACACCCUGGUGCCUAGGCUCUGUGUCCCCUCAGCAAGCCCCAACUCCACAGGCCACACUUUCUCCUGGUAGGUUGGGUUACAGAGAAGAUGAGGGGUGCGAUGCUCCUCAUUGGUUGGGCUGGAUUAACAUCACAUCCUGUUGAGAAGAGAGAGACUGGAGGAUCAGACAGCAGUGCACACACCAGACUAACACAUAUUAUUGAAUUAAACAAUGUCUUGUAUCUAUAUUAUUAUUUAUUAUCUAUUUAACUGACAUGGUUAUUUAUUGAUUUGUGUUUUGUUCAUUUAUUUAUUACUUCUAAUUUGUGUGUGAUAUCAUUUGAUUGUUGGUCAUUCUUUAAACUGGAAUUCAAAAUGAGUAUUAUUGCUGUGGCGUUGAGACUUAAGUCAUGAGGAUUGAUUCACUAAACCAUGGCUGUUAUGUUCUGAUUGAUAUUGUCAAAAAAGAAAAAGAUUUUAACAGAGAACACUUUUCCAAUUAAAUAUAACAAGGUUUUGGAUGGUCUAUAUCCUACAAGUUUAGCAUUCAAUUUUCUGUCAAUAAGAAGGUUUCCUUUCGGUGAUGUGAGAGGCUUACAAACUUGCCUAACAGGCUAGACAGAAUAUUAGCCAUGUAAAAGCAUCUGUUAAUAAGGAUCAUCUCUACAUGUGUAAUAGCAUCUGUCUUUUCUACAUGGUAGUGUUGAAGUACACAUUGAAUUUGACAUCAUUGUGGAGAGACUAAUGGAAUGGAAGUGAUAUUGCAUUACAAUGGUAAUGUUUGAUGAGGUGGGUUGUCUUGAUUUCAACUACCAAUCUAACAUCUAACUUGAGAUGCUUGUUUUUAUACAACUUUUUUGCAAGACAAAGAUGAUAUUUUUUACGUCAGUUUUUCUUUUCUUUUUUACCGCAGUUACUGCUGAGGUGAUUGAUUAUGUUUGUCAUGUAGUUGAAAUCUUAUUUGACAUAGAGACUUUGAUACUAAAGGUAGGAGAUGAGGAGGUGUCGUCUAGGUUAGUAAGCCUGGAUGUGGCCUUUUGAAUUGCACAGGUUGACUUGACAAUGAUGUGUAUGACAUGACUCCCCUCCUCAGUUUAGCUUUGAUGAUCUGGCUAACCUAGUUGAAACAUUAAUGCAAGAUGAGCCAAGAAAAACCAUCUGUGUUGAUGGUGUAGCUAAUGUUUGAGUUGCAUGAUUAAUUUGCCUGAUUCACAUCCCCUGUAACUCUUUCUCUCUCUCUUUAUAUCUUUCUCUCUUUCCUUUGAGUCGAUAAGUAAUGAUUAUGUCUAAUGUUUGACUAGUCAGGUUUAUUGAAGGGGAAUCUGAACACCUAGUUCCUUAUGGAUUGGCGCCAGAUGCAUUGAGAUAGAUUUUUCUUACAGUUCUGUAUUCAUUUAUUCACAAAUGUGGGUGGAUUUAUUGAACUUACUUGGGUUUAUUCUGGUGGGACGUGUAUACUGUAACCACAAAGGACAAUCUCCCUUAAAAUCCACACAGUUAAUGCUUUGGAAAGCAUGCUUGCAACCGCAGUGGAGAAAUGGUGUGUUUAAUAUCUGUAUGUGUACAUUGAUUUGAUUUGUGUCUUCUGUCUAUUAUAAAACCUUGGGUGGAACAACAGCAGCAGAAGAAGAAGAAGAAAGAAGAAAGAAGAAAGAAGAAAGAAGAAGAGUGAUGUCCAAAUCUAGUCGAGUGUCUGGAGAACAUUUUGUCUACUCCCUUGGUUGUUGCACAAGUUACCUAUAUCAUUGGAAGAUGGCGAUACAGUACAGUGCCAUGACAUCUUAACUGACAUUAGAGACACUAAUCAAUAAAGGAA
This is a messenger RNA of Coregonus clupeaformis (lake whitefish), 4813 nucleotides long. Its product is annotated as protein bicaudal D homolog 1-like. Gene Ontology annotation, cellular component: cytosol; Golgi apparatus. NCBI's taxonomy places the organism in Eukaryota, Metazoa, Chordata, Actinopteri, Salmoniformes, Salmonidae. The record is from RefSeq and is a predicted model, not a curated record. Gene Ontology annotation, biological process: regulation of microtubule cytoskeleton organization; microtubule anchoring at microtubule organizing center; protein localization to organelle. The transcript is spliced from 9 exons. Bases 89 to 2929 code for a protein of 946 amino acids. Gene Ontology annotation, molecular function: dynactin binding; dynein intermediate chain binding; cytoskeletal adaptor activity.